AUGUAUUUCUUUACAUUAUUUACUAUAUGCUCACUUUUGUGCACAUCCUACUGUAAUAUUGUUCCAUUAUAUUUUGUUUAUCAAGAAAGUUGGCCUACAACAUGGUUAUGGAAAUGUAGUGGUACACCAAAUUUACAAGCACAACGCGUUCAGUUGAUUGAAGAAGCAACUGAAGUUUAUUAUGGUACAUUGAUGUCCGGACGAUUUACAGAAGACAGAAAUUUAGAUAUUUUCGUACCACCGAAUAGUAUUUUAAAAUCAAAAAUAUAUUUGGAUAUGAUUGAUUUGGUAAUAAAUGCAACACAUGAUUAUCUUGAAGUAUACAAUAGAGUAUUAGCAAGAAAUACAAAAACAGUUAGAGCUAUACUGGAUAUCAUGUAUAGAUUGGGUUUAUGCUUUCGUGGGAUCGAUCCACAUUUGAAUUGCCCAGAUAUAUGUCGUAGUAAAACAAUCAAAUAUUGUCAUAACAAACCACAUGCUGUUGGUUUUUGUGGUACCUACAUGGAUGACUUAGUACGUAAUAUUAAAAUUGAUUAUGCAGAAGCAAAGAAAGGUAUAGAAAUAGAGAAAAUUUUGAAAAAUUGGUUAUUACAUGUACCUGUUGAGAGGCGUUUACCAAUGCAGUUCUUUCUGCAUUCUCUUAAUGACGAGCGGAGGUUUUUUAAAACCAUUGAAAUUCAACAAAAAAGUUCAUUGACAGCUUAUUGUCCUUGUGGAGCUAAAUAUAUAUAUGAUAGAAUUUCAGAUACAUGUUCAGAUAAGAAAGAACGUGGUUGUCACAGUGAUAGUUACUGUGCCAACGGAGGCACAUGUGUACCGGACUUGGGGACGGAUUAUUCGAUAAAAGGCUUACUUUGUCAAUGUCCACCUGCUUUCAGAGGUAGCCGGUGUGAGCAUGAAAGAGAUCCUUGUCAAUAUGAAAUUGGUUGUGGUCCAUUUCCUUGUGUGCGAGAUCCACGAAAUCUAGAAUAUGGUUUUCGUUGCAAGUGUCCUAAAACACAUCAGUACCAGAGUAAUGAUAGGCCAAGAUGUGUGCCUAUACCAGCUUGUGGUCAAUUCAAUAUUAUCAGUGAAUUAAAAAUGAGAAGGCAACCAUGUGAAAAUUCCGGACAGUGCAUUCAGUAUGCUAGUGAUCCAACUUCGUACAAAUGUAUCUGUACUCAUGGUUAUACAGGUGAUCAUUGUGAGAUUGAACCGUUACCGGCUAUAUGGAGUGUAUGGUCAGCAUGGUCUGAUUGUAUUUGGCCUGACUUGAAUGAAAUAUGUCACAAGAAACCAUAUCGUCAACAAACACGCACUUGCAUAACUAAUGUUAUCGGUCAAAAAUGUGUGGGGGAAACGAGAAAGAUCACACACAGUGGGUGUGAUUUGAGUGCACUUUAUUCAAAAUCACGUAUCAACAACAUAUCACAAACCAGCCGUCAAAAACUAAUAAACGCACUGAAGUUAUGUGAUUUAUAUGGUCAACAAUAUGCCUUACCAUCAAAUGAAUAUGGAUUCGACGAACAGUCUAUAACAGUUGGAGAAGUGGAUGAUCGGAGUACAACCGGUUCACAAUAUGCACCACAAUUACAUUCGAAUGAAUCAGUAAGAAUUGGCCAAUCACCAUCAGCAAACCGGAUCAUGAAACCAGAUUACCUACUCAUCAUAGGAUGGAUAUAUGUGAUUGUGCUACACGUAGGAACAAUGCUUUUAUGGAUUUAUUAUAUACACCGUUGGAGAACAGAAGGAAGGAAUUAG
Molecule: messenger RNA, 1740 nt
Organism: Schistosoma turkestanicum
Lineage: Eukaryota; Metazoa; Platyhelminthes; Trematoda; Strigeidida; Schistosomatidae
Source: the annotation of a GenBank genome assembly